AUGAAUAUCCUCAGAAGUUUCUGGGCCCUCAGAGUCUCAUUCUACCACUCCGACCAUUCUAUAUCUUUGACAAAUCGCUCGAAUCAUUUAGUCACGCUACCAGACUUAUGCAAGGAUUCGACACCACCGUAUCAACCCAGCAUCAUAGCCUUCAAUGGACACCUUCAAACUAUAUGGACAGCUUUAAGGCGUACCGGGGUCUUUGUGCGCGACAAACGCAAAAUGUUCAAGUCAGAGGAUGAUCUAUACCCGGGGACCUUCGCUGUUGACUUUGUCAGCCAGGACGAAAGUGAAACAAUGGAAGAAGACUCCUCAUUGCCUCCACAUAUCACAUACUACGGAGACCAUAGUGCACCCUUUGGCUCAUUCGACAGCAAGACAAUGGUGAUCGCAUUACAUGGAGUCGCUGGUGUUUCUCAUGAGCGAUGUAUUAAGCAUGUCCUGGCGCCACUGGUCGCUAGUGGAUGGGAGGCAUGCGUCGUUGUAUCGCGUGGUUGUGGCGGCACUGAUCUGACAAGUCCGCUGUUAUACAAUGCACGAUCGACAUGGGACCUGAAGCAAACGUGGGAAGUUUGGUAUCUUGGCGAGGAGGGCGAGAGAUGUGGCAUCAGGGCCGCUGUGGUAUGCUCAAACCCGUUGAACUUGGAGGUCGUUGUCAACGCACUCCGACGAAGCUGGAUGGGCCUCAAUAUCUACUCAAACGCCCUAGGAAACGGAAUGAAGCAGACUUUUCAGCAGCAAUACUCUUUUGACUUCGAUACGUAUUCACACAGUUGCCCUGAGGACGUUAGGAAGAUAACUAAGCUGAUCAACAAAAGUGUUGUUCAGCUACCUAUGUGGGGCUACCCAACGACUGGGACGUACUAUAGAGAUGCAUCAUCGGUUGAUGCUGUACUUGCAGUGAAGGUGCCUCUCUUUGCUCUCAACGCAGAAGACGAUCCGAUUUCUCACUAUGAAGCCCUGCCUUUUGAAGAGUUUUGCAUUAACCCAUACACUGUGCUCUGCACAACCUCUUCCGGCGGUCAUCUUGGCUGGUAUGAAUCAGAAGACCAACGAUGGUUCACCAAACCGGUAUGCGUCCUUUAA
Molecule: messenger RNA, 1086 nt
Organism: Bipolaris maydis ATCC 48331
Lineage: Eukaryota; Fungi; Ascomycota; Dothideomycetes; Pleosporales; Pleosporaceae
Source: RefSeq, a predicted model, not a curated record